This is a messenger RNA of Penaeus monodon (black tiger shrimp), 1882 nucleotides long. RefSeq names its product predicted GPI-anchored protein 58. Gene Ontology annotation, cellular component: nucleus. Gene Ontology annotation, biological process: regulation of cell cycle. The transcript is spliced from 2 exons. Gene Ontology annotation, molecular function: cyclin-dependent protein serine/threonine kinase inhibitor activity. Lineage: Eukaryota; Metazoa; Arthropoda; Malacostraca; Decapoda; Penaeidae. Bases 158 to 1015 code for a protein of 285 amino acids. The record is from RefSeq and is a predicted model, not a curated record.
ACUCCGCAUCAGUCGGCAGUUCCCAAUAAACCUCACCCGUGAAAGGUUGUCUAAACAGUGGGUGACCGCCGAGAGGUUCUUAACGUUCAGAGGUCUGACGUGUUUGUGAAGGUGAUCGUUAGCGACGAAACCCGAAGUGCUCUCAGCCUGUGACACGAUGGUCGUCCUGCAGCCCAUCAAGCCCGGUGCGCCCAGAUUCACCCUGGCCCUGAAGCGUGGGCGGGCGAGACGGGCGUUGUCUCUCCUGGGCACCAACGACGCCCAGCAGAACCUCCAGCUGGCCGAGUCCCUGCUCACCAUCUCCUCCGAGGACUUUGCCAAGAAGUGGAAUUUCGACCCCGUGCGGGAGAUGCCCCUGGAGGGCGGGCGGUUCCAUUGGACGCCCGUGGCGGCGCCCGAGGCCAGGCACAGUGCCAGCGAGAACGAGGACCUUCAGGCUUGUCUCAGCGUGCCCAGCCUCGACUUGCCCCGGCCGGGUGCGGCGGCCGAGGGCGUGCAGGAGGUGGUAGCGGAGUGUCGCCUCGUUGUGGCUUCCCUCGAGGCUGGAAGACCCACGUGUCUCUCCAGCGCCGCGCCCGCGCACGCCCGCGCCCAGACCGGCCAGUCGUGCCCGCAGUGCCCCGACUCCGCCGCCGCCGCCGCGCCCGCCGCUGCGCGCAGAGUCGCUCCCGCCCAGAACGCCAGAGACGACGCACCCGCGGCAGCCAAGGCGGUCACGGAACCUGCGCCCUCAGAUGCCCCGGCGGCGAGAGUGCCCAGCGCAGACGCCUCCACGCCCACGCCCGCGCCGCAGCCAGAGAACACCCCAGCCCAGCCCACGCCCGCAGAGGUCACGGUCUCAGCGGAGGCCACGCCCACAGAAACCACCAGUUCGGCGCUACCUACGGCCGCCGCCCUCAGCCUCCGCCAGACGUGCAUCACAGAUUUCGUGAAGCCACGCAAGAGACGCGCCGUGAGCCUAGAGUCCCAUUACCACGUGCCACACAAGAAAGCUCUUCUGCAGUUGCGGGCGUGAGGUACUCUUAUCAGCCCCAACGCCCUUGGAAGAGGAAGAAGAAGAAGAGGAGGAGGAGGGAGGAGGAGGAGGAAGGAGGACUGAAGGAAGGAAGGAAGGAAGGAAGGAAGGAAGGAAGGAAGGAAGGAAGGAAGGAAGGAGAACUGGAGACGCGACUGAAGGAUGAAGGAUGCUGGAGACCAAAGACGCGCGGUCCUGCUUCAGGAGGAGUGGGGCGAGCUAGGAGGGAAGGCGUAGGAGGCGACCCGCGGGAGGGAGGGAGGGAGGGAGGGAGGGAUUUGCCUCACAUUUUGCUGAAUGGAAGUCGUCAUUGUAAAGUCAAUUCACUUUUACUUCCGCUGUUUUGCUUUUUUUUUCUCUCUCUUUUCUUUUCUUUUCUUUUCUUAUUCGCAUCCACACCUAAAUGUGGAUCAAAACCUGUUUUUUAAUAUAUAUAUAUUUUAGUUAAGGUUUAAAAAGAGAAUUGUAAACUAUUCACUAACCAAUACUUUAGCCUCUCUUCACCAAGAAAGUACUAGUCAUAUAUAUUUGUACAUAGUAAAGACAUUUUUUUUUCGAAUUUAAUAUAAACAUUGGGUGUUGGCUUUACCAGGUAAUUUACCAUUAAAAAAAAAACAGGGCUCAAUCAAGUUCUACCUCUGUUACUCUGUUUACGUUGAGUUCCUCUUAAUGUGUUAUUUAUUGUCUGUCUUAAGUUUAAGUGUGUGUGUGUGUGUUUGUAUAUUUUUAAAAAAUAAUUUAUUAAUCGCUGAUUUCUAAGUUAUUGUAUGUUUGGUUGUGGCAUCCAGAGACUUUUCUAGUACCACACAACCUAAGUCGCUGAACAAGCUUUAAUUGCGUUGUAAAUAAAGACAGAAAGAUGAAAAG